AUGCAUGUGCGAACAGAAUACAUCGCCGCCUCUGUGAACAGGUUUCCUCAGGCCGCGGAUGCCUCUUCAUCAUCAUUGGUUGCGUUCGGAUCAGGUCGUUUCGUGGCUUUUUGGAACACAACCGACCGUGCUGAUCGAGGCGUAUACGAUACAUUGCCCGGUCAUGAGGCCUCUGUAACAUGUGUGCGUUUUGCGCGAGAUGAUCUCUUGAUUAGCGGAGACGAGAAGGGAUUCGUAGGCAUCUCGAGGCAAACUGUCGAACAUUGGGAUCUUGUCUCGAAGUUUCGGGCGCAUACGCAAGGCAUCUCCGCAAUCGCGUUCCACGGAGACUAUCUCAUUACCGGUGCUUCUGAUUCCUCGGUCAAGAUCUGGAGAGCAAAUCUUCACACAGGCGCUGCAGAAGAGCUUCAAAGGCUUGACCCGAGGGGCAAUCUUCCCCUAACACUUGCAUUGACUAGCCUCCCAGGAGUCACCAAUGGUGUUAUCCUUGCCGUUGGAGGCACAGGAACCACAAUUCAGGUUUGGAGCAGCUCUUCUACAAACAAUGCAACGACGCUUGCAGGACACGAAGACUGGAUUAGGAGCUUGACGUUCCGCCCACCCACAUCUCAGCAAGAACCUAUUAUCCUUGCUUCAGGCUCAGGAGACAGCACGAUCCGCCUUUGGAAUAUCGAACCCCAAGAGGAGACUCGGUCAAGUCGGGGUGCUGAUGAUGGUUUGAGCGAUGAACUCCUGGACGCUUUCGAAGCAUCUCUAGGCAACCCUAUCGGUGGGGAAGAAGGCGGCCGACAGAUAUCCCUCAAGAGACAUAGUGUCAAUAUCAGGACACCAGACGGUAGGCUCCUGCACUAUUACAUUACGUUCGACGCGCUCCUCAUAGGCCAUGAGGCUGCUGUUACCUCUCUUUCCUGGCAACCUCCCACGUAUGAUCGUUCCCCGCCCACUUUGCUAUCGAGUUCAACGGAUUCCUCCGUUAUAUUGUGGUCACCCUCGUCCAUGUUGGCAUACGGUGAUACUCAGUCGAUCUGGAUCAAUCGACAACGAUUCGGAGACGUUGGAGGUCAACGUCUGGGCGGUUUCGUUGGCGGUCUGUGGGCGAAGAAUGGUUCCGAGGUCCUGGCGUGGGGUUGGAGCGGUGGCUGGCGGAGAUGGCAAAACUCAUCGACAGCAAGUGGACAUAAAAACGAAUUAUGGAGAGAGAUCGGCGCGGUCACCGGGCAUGGCGGCCCCGUUCAUGGCAUCGACUGGAGCCCGGGCGGCGAGUACCUCCUUUCUUCAAGCUUUGAUCAAACAACUCGUAUACACGGACCAGUACGGACUCUCGAAGCCGAGGAUUCUUCUGCUGUCUGGCAUGAAAUAGGGCGGCCUCAAGUGCAUGGAUAUGAUCUUCUGCGCGUACAGUUUAUCAACGCCCUCCGGUUCAUAAGCAUCGCGGAUGAAAAGGUGGCACGAGUAUUCGAUGCCCCGCAGAACUUUGUGGAGCUUCUAGGCAAAUUGAGAAUCAGUGUUGCUUCUGGUGAACAGGUACACCGUGAUGAUACAUGCAGGCUUGAUGAUGCCGCUCCGCCUCACGCGGGGAUUACAUGGAGACCUACAGAAGGUGAAUUAGCCUCGAUGACCUUAUGGCCAGAAGUGGAAAAGAUAUUUGGACACGGCUACGAGUCCAUCUCUCUCGCGGUUUCUUCGUCGAAGAAACUCUUCGCGACCGCCUGUAAAGCGACGGCACCCGAGCAUGCCGUGGUCCGAGUUUACGAUGCCAUUACAUGGACUCCAUUCGGGACGCCGCUUACAGGACAUACGCUCACGGUGACGCGGAUAGCGUUCAGUCCUGACGACCGAUUCAUCUUGACUGCAUCAAGGGAUCGAUCAUGGAGGUUAUUCGAAAGAAAAGGUGAAGAAGGGUACGUACCCGCCGCUGCGGGCGACAAAGCACAUGCUCGGAUCAUCUGGGACUGUGCGUGGUCGAAAGAUGGUGACGUAUUCGCGACGGCGUCAAGAGACAAAACGGCGAUGAUAUGGCGCAGAGUGAAAGAAGAUUUUGCUGAUAAAUGGGCGCCGAUUGUGACUAUUAAGGCAAAAGAAGCAUUGACUGCCGUGGCCCUUAGCCCCAAGGAUGAGAGCGGAAGGCGGUGGAUGGCACUGGGGCAAGAAACAGGAGAAAUUCUUAUAUACUCGUGCCGCACGCAGGAGAAGUGGGCGUUAGAAACGACGUUGGAUCACAGGUCUGCACAUCUCGACCAUGUUCAUCAGCUCCAAUGGCGACCGGUGCACCAAGGACAGCGAAAAGAGCUAGCGAGCUGCAGUGAAGAUGGUACAUUGAAGGUCCAUGCAAUGAAUGAAUGA
Punctularia strigosozonata HHB-11173 SS5 is the source of this 2343-nucleotide messenger RNA. RefSeq names its product WD40 repeat-like protein. Lineage: Eukaryota; Fungi; Basidiomycota; Agaricomycetes; Corticiales; Punctulariaceae. The record is from RefSeq and is a predicted model, not a curated record. Gene Ontology annotation, cellular component: elongator holoenzyme complex. Gene Ontology annotation, molecular function: protein binding. Gene Ontology annotation, biological process: tRNA wobble uridine modification. The transcript is spliced from 14 exons. Bases 1 to 2343 code for a protein of 780 amino acids.